AUGGCUUCUACCAAGGGUUUGAACCCGUUUGCCGCUGAGUUCGUCAAACCUCAAAACUCGAGUUUCUCAAAAAAAGACUAUUCACCGCCUACCCCGCUCAACCCUUAUGCCUCAUCCUUUUACUGCUUCUCAAAUGUUCUACCGGCACCCACAGGCUUCCCAAGUACCCCCAUCACUUACUCUCUCCCUUUCCCCACCGAUUUUCAAUACCCAACUCAUUUUGAGCACCGUGUGCUUCCGGCAAUCCAGUCGGUUCAUAGGACUGUGUCUGCUCAGCCAGAGCUGGUUGAAGUGCAGCAACCAGCUCAUGACCUUGUGGCGCAGGAAGCUAACCAAAAAUUUGUGCCUCCAAAAGUUCCGAGGAUUCGUGGCUCCAAAGGAAGGUAUAGGAGGUAUAGCCGAUUCUUUGAUCAGCAAAUCGGAAGAAGCAGUACUAGUACAGAGAAGCAGGAGGGGAAGCCUGCUUUGAAGUCGACUGAUGAGAAAAAGCUACCAAAGAAAUUUAUUGAUUACAAUUGGUGUGUGCCCAGGAGGAUGGUGAAGAGAUUCUCCAACGUGCUGCCGGUGAGAAAAGACGGUGACGGCACCACCGUCAUGAUUAGAAACAUACCCAAUAAGUACUCUCGUGAUCUGUUGAUGACUUUUCUGGACAAGCACUGUGCGAAUGAGAAUCGGAAAUCUGACGGAGGAGAAGAAUCGGAAUCGGCCUUUGAUUUCUUGUAUCUGCCUAUUGAUUUUUGGACUGGGAUGAACAAGGGCUAUGCAUUUGUAAACUUUACAAAACCAAAAGCUGUGUGGAAGUUUUACUUGGCCGCUCAUAGCCAGACAUGGGAUUCGUUCCACUCCAACAAGAUUCGAGAAAUCGCCUACGCUCGAAUCCAGGGGAAGAAGGACUUGGUUCAACAUUUUGAGACAAUGGGGUUUCCUUGUGAGUCGGAGGACGUGCUGCCGGUGUGUUUCAGUCCACCGCGGAACGGAUCAGAGAAGUUGGUGGAGAGGACAUAUGUUGGGAAGCUUGAAGGAUGGGAAGGGAUUGGGUUGAAGCGACAGGCUGCAGGAACUUGGAGGAAGGUGAAGGAAGGAAGCUCAGCUAAGUCAUGUGAUUUGCCUCAGUGCAAUUAAUGCCAGAAUCUUAGUAUGCUGGAGGAUAUCUUCUCUGAGAUGGUGUACCGUGGGGCCCUGCUGUAUGCAUCAGUCUCAAUCGAGCUCAGUUUCUAGUUGAUUGUUAUGUUGGUUAACUGUGUUAGUUUGUUUCAGGGAGAGAGGGAGAGAGUUGGUAGGGGUGUACUUGGUUGAUUAGUUUUUAGUUGUAGGAUUGAGUGUAGUGUAGAAGCAAGCGGCUCCAGUUGCUUGAGGUACUAGGGUUUACUUUGUAGGACAUGUAAUGUACAACUUAG
Molecule: messenger RNA, 1397 nt
Organism: Rosa chinensis
Lineage: Eukaryota; Viridiplantae; Streptophyta; Magnoliopsida; Rosales; Rosaceae
Exons: 4
Coding region: 1-1122 (373 amino acids)
Molecular function (GO): nucleic acid binding
Source: RefSeq, a predicted model, not a curated record